AUGACUCUUCGUGGACGACGAUUGCAAUGCGAAAUGCUCUAUUUGGCUGUUUUGCUGAUAUUGAUGCCGUCGAUGGGCUUCUCAUACAAUAUUUUGGUGAUUCGCGAAUCGGAUGCUCCCUAUUCGGCGGCUCUCGAGCACAUCAAUGUCUCCGUGCAAUUCUUGGCCAAUCAUUUUGGCUUCGACAACAAUCUCAUCAUCACCGAUCUCAUCUUAAACGUGUCUAAUCCUAGCAAUAUCUCUAUUUGCUCAAUGAUCUCAUCUGGAACUGGCUGUAAUGGUAUCAUCAGUCUUGUCACAUCCCAAUCAGCUAUCAACACUGUGUAUCAAGCCGCUCAAUACUCUCAAAUUCCGACCAUUCAAAUCUUUAUGGAACGCUGGUCGCCAAAUGGUACAUUUGAUGUCGUUCCACCGGGCGAUCUCCCAAACUACAUCCCAUUGAUUUCUCCAAUUUCGGUUUUUCAAAACAUCUACGAGCCAUUGUUUCCCUUGUUUAACAUUUCUGGGAGUGUAUCCGUUGUCUUUGAUUCAAUUUAUGGCACCUACCUCACCACUUGGCAAGAAGUGAUUGAUGAGGUGCACAGUGCAAACGGCGUGAAAACCUCAUUUAUUCCCAUGGCUACAAAUUCGUCGCUGAGCGGACAGGUAGCAUCACUGGUCAAAGCUUCUCCGAACAUUUUGAUUCUUGGGGAGACGGCCAGCAUUGAGACGUUUGUCUAUGCGGCCAGUGACCAAAUCAGUAAUGGAACCGUAAACAUUUAUGUGUGGACAAAGGACAUCACUCCAUUCAAAUGCGACGAUUGUCGAAGUGUGGAGAUUUUCUGGAUUCGUCCAUAUUACACGGGGAAAGAGCUCUGGAUUCGAGAUAUGUUCGAGUAUUUGAAAGAGAACCAGAUCAUCGCUGAUCUCUCCUAUAAAUUGAGUGGCAACAAUCAGGUUGAGAUCUCCUUCUUCCUUACAGCCGCCACAUCCCUGGUGCAGAUCAUGAGAGAUCUCAAUGAUACAAAAGGAGCGAUUCCUGAAGGAUAUUCGUGUGUCCAAGAGACUUCUCCAGUUUCCAAUGACAAUGCCACCUCACCGUUUUCUUUCUUUUUGAAUGGUCAACCACGAGAGUAUGGAACAUUCGUACAAGCAGCGAAUGGAGCUGUUUAUCAAAGUGUACCUGGCCGAGUCUUCAAAAUCGAUAGAAUACGUGGAUUGGAGGAUGCAAGAUACAACAAAUUGUUAGCCAAUUGGACACUUGAGGCCGGCGUUCAGCUCUACUAUGGUUCAUUGGGUGUCGAUGUGAGAGAGCUCAACUUUUAUCGAGUUGCUUUGCUCAUUCAACCACCAUUCGUCGAGCGUUUCCCGGAUGUGAAUACGGGUCCAAAUUACACCGGAUAUUGCAUCGAGUUGAUGACGAAACUUGUCUCACAAAUUAACAUCAGUUACGAGUAUUUUGAAGUCGAAGAUGGGACAUUUGGAUCAACGGAUAUCAAUGGAAACUGGAAUGGAUUAAUUGGAGCGUUGGUGUCCGGCUCGGCAGACAUCGCUCUAGCACCAUUGAGUGUGAUGGCUGAAAGGGAAAACGAUGUCGAUUUCACCGUCCCUUAUUACGAUUUGGUUGGCACAACGAUUCUCAUGAAAAAACCCGAUGUCGAGUAUUCAUUGUUCAAAUUCAUGAAAGUGCUUGAAUGGCCUGUUUGGUUGUGCAUCGUUGGAGCGUAUCUCUUCACGAGUCUUCUUUUAUGGGUUUUCGACCGUUUUUCUCCGUAUUCGUACACUAACAACAAGGAACGAUACAAAGAAGAUCACGAGAAACGGAUAUUCAGUCUCAAGGAAUGUUUAUGGUUUUGCAUGACCUCAUUGACACCACAAGGAGGAGGUGAGGCGCCAAAGAACGUUUCUGGAAGACUCGUUGCUGCAACUUGGUGGCUUUUCGGGUUUAUUAUCAUCGCCUCUUAUACAGCCAAUUUGGCCGCUUUCCUCACCGUUUCUCGCUUGGAAACGACAAUCAAUUCACUGGAUGAUCUCGCUAAACAGUACAAAAUCGAGUACGCACCAAUCAAGGGGAGUGCCAGUGAGACGUACUUUAGGCGAAUGGCCGAAGUCGAGGAGAUAUUUUACAAUAUUUGGAAAGAGAUGUCGUUGAAUGAGAGCAUGACACCAGAGGAGCGAUCAAGGUUGGCCGUUUGGGACUAUCCAGUGUCGGACAAAUUCACGAAUAUGUGGCGAUAUAUGCAAGAGUCCAAGUUACCAGAGAACAUCAGCGCGGCGGUUGACCGAGUGAUCAACUCGGCUGAUGGAUUUGCUUUUAUUGGUGAUGCAACAGAGAUAAAGUAUGCUGUGCUGACGAACUGUAAACUGCAACAAGUGGGUACUGAAUUCUCUCGAAAGCCUUAUGCAAUCGCUGUGCAAAGCGGACAUCCGCUGAAAGAUCCGAUUUCAUCAGCAAUUCUCGUUUUGUUGAACAAUCGAACGUUGGAAACGCUCAAGGACACGUGGUGGGAUGGAAAUUCGAACAAGGUAAAAUGCCCGGAUAUGAUCAGCGAAUCGGAUGGGAUCUCGAUUCAAAAUAUCGGUGGAGUGUUUAUCGUGAUCUUGGCGGGAAUCGUUCUCUCACUCUUCACUCUUGGAAUUGAAUAUUUGUACUAUAAACGAUAUCGAAAAUCAACAAUCACAAAAGUGACAGGCGAUCACGAUCACAAAGGAGAUAUUAUACCGGUGGAGAAGGGGACACAUAUGAAUGGGACAUUGAGCCAGAUGGUUUCAUCAACAAACGGAACCGCUUUAAAACACCGAAAAGAGACGCAUCCAACUGGAGUCGAUCAUCCAAAUCAAAUCACGUAUAACAAUGAAGCUUUUCAAUAU
Messenger RNA from Mesorhabditis belari, 2850 nucleotides. Lineage: Eukaryota; Metazoa; Nematoda; Chromadorea; Rhabditida; Rhabditidae. The record is from the annotation of a GenBank genome assembly.